Limanda limanda (common dab) is the source of this 6948-nucleotide messenger RNA. Its product is annotated as retinal-specific phospholipid-transporting ATPase ABCA4-like. The transcript has 49 exons. The coding region runs from base 1 to 6948 and encodes 2315 amino acids. Gene Ontology annotation, molecular function: ATP hydrolysis activity; lipid carrier activity; ATP binding. Gene Ontology annotation, biological process: transmembrane transport; lipid transport. NCBI's taxonomy places the organism in Eukaryota, Metazoa, Chordata, Actinopteri, Pleuronectiformes, Pleuronectidae. Gene Ontology annotation, cellular component: membrane; intracellular membrane-bounded organelle. The record is from RefSeq and is a predicted model, not a curated record.
AUGAAGACGAGCUCUCAGAUCCGCCUGCUGUUGUGGAAGAACUGGACUCUCCGCAAGAGACAGAAGAUCCGCUUCCUGGUGGAGAUCUGCUGGCCGGUGUUGUUAUUCAUCGGUCUGGUGUGGCUGAGGAAAGCAAAUCCACUGUACCAGCAACAUGAAUGUCACUUCCCCAACAAGGCCAUGCCCUCGGCCGGGAUCCUGCCCUGGAUGCAGGGCAUCUUCUGCAACGUCAACAACCCCUGCUUCAGAUACCCGACCAGGGGAGAGGCUCCGGGAGUCGUCUCCAACUACAACAACUCAGUACUGGCCCGGUUCUAUGUCGACGUCCAGGAGCUUCUGCUCAACGAGGACGAGGUCCAGCAGGUCGGACGACUGUGGAGAGAGAUGUCAUCGUUCUCAAACUUCAUGGACACGUUACGGAGAAACCCAUCGGCGGUUUCAGGCCGUGGGCUCAAGGUCGAAGACAUUCUGAAGGACGACGAGGUUCUCACGGCCUUUCUGCUGCGAGACGCCGGCCUCUCCAACUCCGUCGUCCACCAGCUGGUCAAUGGACAGCUGCGACUGGAGCAGUUUUCCUCCGGCGUCCCCGACCUGCAGCUGAAGGACAUUGCGUGCAGCCAGGCGUUGCUGGAGCACUUCUUCAUCUUCCCCACUCGCAUGGGACUCCACGUGGUCCGAAACGCCAUGUGUGCCCUGAGCCAGCAGCGGCUGCAGAAGAUCGAGGACAUCCUCUACGCCAACCUGGACUUCUUCAAGAUCUUCAAACGGAUGCCUCAGGUUCUGGACCACAGCUCCCAGGGGGUCGACCUGCACUUUUGGGGUCAGGCCCUCAAGGCGCUGUCGGAGAAGGUCCAACUGCUGAUGGAGCGGCCCAGUUCUCAGGAUCUCCUGAAGGCCGUCUCCUCUCUGUUCGGAGCGGGGGGGCCUCCCUCCCUCACCCAGCUGGUGUCCAGCGUGUCGGGUCUCUUCUGUGGGUACCCGGAGGGAGGCGGCUCCAGGGUCCUAUCCUUCAACUGGUACGAGGACAACAACUACAAAGUGUUCCUGGGGGUCAACGGCACCAAGAACCGGGACUAUGUCUACGACUCGUCUGCCACUCCGUUCUGCAACGCCCUCAUGGAGAGCCUGGAGUCCAACCCUGUCACCAAAAUUGUGUGGAAUUCCGUCAAGCCCCUGCUGAUGGGAAAGAUCCUGUACAGCCCGGACUCCCCUGCCGUCCACAAGAUAUUAAAGAGUGCCAACACGACCUUCGAGGAGCUGGAGCGGCUCCAGAACAUGGCCAAGGCCUGGGAGGAGCUGGGACCUCAGCUCUGGGCUUUCUUCCACAGCAGCGUCCAGAUGAACAUGAUCAGGGACACCCUGAGAAACCCGACCGUGAUGGACUUUGUGGACUCCAGCCUGGAGGACACGGACUUCACCACCAAAGACAUCCUGAACUUCCUGUACAACGGACCCGAGGAGCAGCGGGAGGCGAGGAGUCCCAACUUCGACUGGAGGAACAUUUUUAACAUCACCGACCAGAUGAUCCGCAUGUUCAACAACUACGGAGAGUGCAUCACUCUGGAUAAGUUUGUGGCCUUCACAGACGAGUCCCAGAUGAUCCACCAGGCCUUGUACCUGCUGGAGGAGAACAAGUUCUGGGCGGGCCUGGUCUUCAUGGACAUGUACCCCUGGACCACAAGCGUCCCGCCACACGUCAAGUUCAAGAUCCGCAUGGACAUCGACGCAGUGGAGCGCACCAACAAAAUCAAAGACAGGUACUGGGACCCCGGGCCCCGGGCAGACCCCAUGGAGGACCAGAGGUACAUCUGGGGGGGCUUUGCUUACCUGCAGGACAUGAUCGAGCACGGCGUCAUCAAGCUGCACACGGGCAGAGACUGGCCGCUCGGGCUCUACGUCCAGCAGAUGCCUUAUCCCUGUUACGUGGAUGAUCUGUUCAUGAUCACACUGAACCGCUGCUUCCCGAUGUUCAUGGUGCUGGCCUGGAUCUACUCGGUGUCCAUGACGGUGAAGAGCAUCGUGCUGGAGAAGGAGCUGCGCCUCAAGGAGACCCUCAAGGCCAUGGGGGUCGACAGCGGCGCCAUCUGGUACACGUGGUUCAUCGACAGCUUCGUCAUGAUGACGGCGAGCACGGCGCUGCUCACCGCCAUCAUCAUGGGAGGGAAGGUGCUGAACUACAGCAACCCUGUCCUCGUCUUCUUCUUCCUGCUGACCUUCACCGUCACCACCAUCAUGCAGUGCUUCCUGAUGAGCGUGUUCUUCAACAAGGCCAACAUGGCGGCGGCGUGCAGCGGCAUCAUCUACUUCACCCUCUACCUGCCCCACGUCCUGUGCUUCGCCUGGCAGGACCGCAUCACCACCAACAUGAAGCUGGCUGCUAGCUUGUUGUCCCCGGUGGCGUUCGGCUUCGGGACAGAGUACCUGUCUCGGUACGAGGAGCAGGGUCUGGGUCUGCAGUGGGACAACAUCCGGACCAGCCCGUUAGAGAAGGACAGCUACUCCUUCCUCACCUCCGUCCUCAUGAUGGCGCUGGAUGCCGUCCUCUACGCUGUCCUGGCCUGGUACCUGGACAAUGUCUUCCCAGGACAGUACGGCAUCGGUCAGAAAUUCUACUUCCCAUUUCAGCCCUCGUACUGGCAGAGAUCUGCACCUUCUCAUUCAAAGAUGGAUGAUCCAGAACCUGAGAACCCUGAAGCAGACAACUUGGAGAACGACCUCGAGAGCAGCGGCUCCCACGAGUCUUUCACCUGCAACGGCUCCAGCAGGAGAACGUGUAAGCACCAAGGCAAGAGGGAGCGACUGGAGAGAGAGAAGGAGCUGCUGAGGAAACAGCAGGAAACUCCCAAUCAGGAGGAGGAGGCUCAGGACCCCGGGAGGGAAGGCCAGUUGUUCUUUGAGGCCGACCCCGUGGGCCUGGUGUUGGGUGUGCAGAUCCAGGACUUGGUGAAGGUGUUCGCCGGAAGCUCUCGACCCGCGGUCAACUGUCUCAACAUCAAUUUCUACGAAGGCCAGAUCACGUCCUUCCUCGGUCACAACGGGGCCGGAAAAACCACGACAAUGUCCAUCCUGACUGGGCUGUUCCCUCCUACAUCCGGCACUGCCUUCAUUAAUGGCAGAGACAUCAGGACGGACAUAGACGUCAUCCGUUCUUCGAUGGGCAUGUGUCCUCAACACAACAUCCUCUUCAAACAUCUCACGGUGGAGGAGCACAUCCUGUUCUACUCGCUGCUGAAGGGUCGGACUCAGGCGGAGGCAGAGAAGGAGGUCGAGGACAUGCUGGUGGAUCUGGGGCUUCCUCACAAGAGAGACGAUGAGGCUCAGAAACUUUCAGGAGGAAUGCAGAGGAAACUGUCCGUUGCCAUGGCAUUUGUCGGGGGGUCAAAGGUCGUCAUCCUGGAUGAACCCACCUCGGGAGUAGACCCAUAUUCCAGGAGGUCUAUUUGGGAUCUGCUGCUAAAAUACAGAGCUGGCCGGACGGUGAUUCUCUCGACCCACCACAUGGACGAGGCCGACCUGCUGAGCGACCGCAUCGGGAUCCUGUCCAAGGGCCAGCUGCACUGCUGCGGGUCGCCGCUCUUCCUCAAGAACUGCUUCGGGGUCGGCUUCUAUCUGACGCUGGUGCGACGCAUGAAGGAGCUGAGGAAGAAGGAGAACGACUGUGACUGCGCCUCCGACUGCUCCUGCUCCUGCUCCCUGUGCACCGGGUACAAGGACCAGUCUCAGUACCACUCCCAGCACCUGGACCGAGCUCUGGAUGGGGACGUAGAGAACAUCAGCGGGCUCAUCCACCACCACGUCCCAGAAGCCAAACUGAUUGAGAUGAUUGGACAGGAGCUCACCUACCUGCUCCCUAAUAAAGGAUUCAAGCACCGUGCGUACGCCAGUCUGUUCCGGGAGCUGGAGGAGACUCUGAAUGAUAUGGGCCUCAGCAGUUUUGGCAUCUCGGACACUUCAUUAGAGGAGAUAUUCAUAAAGGUCACCGCAGAUGGAGAAGCAGCGAAUAAUGCCAGCGCUCCUGAGCAGUGGAUGUUGAAGCGGAGACCAAACGAUUGUGGUCUAGAGGGAGACGAAGAACAAAAUGGCUUGAACGGCCCUAGUGCCUCAGACAGCAGCGCAGGAAAAGGCUCCCGGCAGGUGAAGGGAGCCGCUCUGACCAUGAAGCAGUUCCUUGCUCUGCUCGUGAAGAGGCUUCAUCACGCCAGCAGGAGCCAGAAAGACUUCCUGGCACAGAUCGUCUUUCCUGCCAGCUUCGUCCUGAUCGCUCUGAUCUUCACCACCGUCGUCCCUCCGUUUGGAGAGUACCCAAGUCUGACCCUCUCUCCCUGGAUGUACGGGGAACAGGUCAUCUUCUUCAGCAAUGAGCAGCCGUUGGACCCGGUAAUGAAACACUUCACCGAGCGUCUGUCACAACUGCCGGGCCUGGGGACACGCUGCAUGGAAGGAGAACCACUGGGAAUGCCUUGCAACAACAUCACAUCAGCGUGGGCGUUUCCCGGCGUCUCCCCCGAUGUCAGAAAUAUCUUAGAGAGUCCUGAGUGGAACCAGCGGAACCCGUCUCCGUCCUGCUUGUGCAGCUCCAGUAAGAAGCUGACCAUGAUGCCCAUCUGUCCCGAUGGCGCGGGAGGCCCCCCCCCUCGCCAGCGAACUGCCGCCACGGGCGACACCAUUCUGGAUCUGACAAGAAGGAACAUCUCCGACUACCUGGUUAAAACCUACCCCAAUCUAAUAAGAACCAGUUUGAAGAGCAAAUACUGGGUGAAUGAACAAAGGUACGGGGGUCUGUCAGUAGGAGGACAACUCCCCAUCCUGGACGUGGACCCCAGAGACAUCCAGACGGUUUUCCAUCAGAUCGGACAGAUUCUCAACAUCACAGGGGGUCACUACUCAGGACUUGCCCUGCGGGAGAUUGGUCCUUUCCUACGAUACAUGGAAAGUGAAUUUAAUGUGAAGGUCUGGUACAAUAACAAAGGCUGGCACGCCAUGGUGACUUUCAUGAACGUGGCCAAUAACGCCAUCCUGCGGGCCUUCCUCCCCCCCACGGCCGACCCAGUGAAGUUUGCAAUCACCGCCAUCAACCAUCCGCUGAACCUCACAAAGGAGCAGCUCUCUGAAGUCACCGUGUUGACCACCUCAGUGGACGCCGUGGUGGCGAUCUGUGUUAUUUUCGCCAUGUCCUUCAUCCCGGCCAGCUUCGUCCUCUACCUCAUCCAGGAGCGCGUCACCAAGGCCAAGCACCUGCAGUUUGUCAGCGGCGUGAGUCCGUUGGUUUACUGGGUGGCCAACUUCUUCUGGGACAUGAUUAAUUACUCUCUCAGCACGGCAUUGGUGAUCGGCAUUUUCAUGGCUUUCGACAAAAAGUGUUACACGUCACCGACCAACCUGCCGGCACUGAUCGCUCUGCUCCUGCUCUAUGGGUGGUCGGUGACGCCCAUGAUGUAUCCUCUCUCCUACAUAUUCAACAUCCCGAGCACCGCCUACGUCUCACUGUCCUGCAUCAACCUGUUCAUAGGCAUCAACAGCAGCGCCAUCACCUUCAUCCUGGAGCUGUUCGUAAACAAUCGGUCUUUGCUGUUGGUUAACGAGUGGCUGAAGAGAGUCCUGCUGGUGUUCCCUCACUUCUGCCUGGGCCGAGGACUGAUCGACAUGGCCAUGAACCAGGCCGUCACCGAUGUCUAUGCCAGGUUUGGCGAGGAGCACACACUCAACCCGUUCCGCUGGGACUUUCUGGGGAAGAACAUCACCUGCAUGGCAGUGGAAGGUUUUAUCUACUUCGCUCUCAACCUUCUUAUCCAGUACCGCUUCUUCCUGGAUCGCUGGUUCUCAGACUCCAAACAGGCGGCUGUGCGAGAUGAAGACGACGAUGUGGCAGCGGAGAGGCAGAGAGUUUAUGAAGGAGGGAGUAAGACAGACAUCCUGCACAUCAGAGACCUCUCUAAGACGUAUGUGGGCAGGAAGAGGGCAGCUGUGGACCGGAUUUGUGUGGGAGUCCCUGCAGGAGAGUGCUUCGGCCUCCUGGGAGUUAAUGGAGCCGGGAAGACGACGACCUUCAAAAUGCUGACGGGCGACACUGAUGUCAGCUCGGGGGAGGCGGCGGUGGUCGGUUACAGCAUCCUGUCAGAGAUCCUGGACGUGCACCAGAACAUGGGCUACUGUCCCCAGUUCGACGCCAUCGACGACCUGCUCACCGGCCGGGAGCAUCUGUACCUGUACGCUCGUCUCAGAGGGGUUCCCGAGUCCGAGAUCCCCCGAGUGGCGGAGUGGGGCGUGCAGAAGCUCGGCCUGACGGAGUACGCGGGCGCCUGUGCAGGAACGUACAGCGGCGGCAACAAGAGGAAACUCUCCACUGCCAUAGCGAUGAUCGGCUGCCCGGCUCUGGUGCUGCUGGACGAGCCCACCACGGGGAUGGACCCGCACUCCCGCCGCUUCCUGUGGAACGCCAUCAUGAGCGUGAUCCAGGAUGGCCGCGCCGUGGUGCUGACAUCACACAGUAUGGAGGAGUGUGAGGCGCUGUGCACUCGACUGGCCAUCAUGGUCAAUGGGACCUUCAAGUGUUUGGGAACCAUUCAGCAUCUCAAAUACAAGUUCGGUGACGGCUACAUAGUGACCAUGAAGAUCAAGGCAGCAAAAGCCGGCGUGUCCCCCGACCUGGAGCCGGUGGAGAGCUUCAUGGAGAGCAGCUUCCCCGGCUGCGUUCAGCGGGAGAAGCACUACAACACGCUGCAGUACGAGAUCGCUUCCUCCUCCCUCGCCAGGAUAUUCCAGGUGGUCGUGGCCAACAAGGAGCGGCUGAGCAUCGAAGAUUACUCCGUGUCUCAGACCACGCUGGACCAGGUGUUUGUGAACUUUGCCAAGCUGCAGACAGGAGAGGACGAGGACGUCACGUUACACCGACGGAUGGCGGGAGGAAGAAAAGACGUGAAGAUCGCGCCAGUGAAGAGGAAAACAUGA